AGAGGCUUCUGACAAAAGAUUUGCUCUGUGUGUAACAACAAGAAGGAAACAUGGUCAGCCGAUUCGAACACCCUGCUGGAAGCUACAAAAAGAUUUUUGAGACAUGCGAGGAGCUUGCUGAGCCUCUUCCAACAACAAUCACAGGUAGGAUUCCUUCAUAUUUGAAAGGAAGUCUUCUCCGUUUGGGACCUGGACUUUUUGAGAUUGGAGAUGAACCUUUUUACCACCUUUUUGACGGACAGGCCCUUAUGCAUAAGUUUGACUUCAAGAACGGCCAGGUCAACUACUUCAGGAAGUUUAUCAGGACAGAUGCAUAUGUACGAGCCAUUACAGAGAAGCGUGUGGUGAUCACUGAGUUCGGUACAUUUGCCUACCCAGAUCCCUGCAAAAACAUCUUCUCCAGGUUUUUUUCGUACUUCAAAGGAGUUGAGGUCACAGACAACUGCCUGGUGAAUGUCUACCCUAUAGGAGAGGAUUUCUAUGCUGUAACAGAGACCAACUACAUCACUAAAGUCAAUACCGAUACUCUAGAGACUCUGAAGAAGGUGGACAUGUGCAACUACAUCAAUAUCAAUGGAGUCACAGCUCACCCUCACAUUGAGCAUGAUGGCACCGUAUAUAACAUUGGAAACUGCAUGGGAAAAGGUGCAACACUGGCCUAUAACAUCGUCCGGAUUCCUCCUACGCAGAAAGACAAAUCGGAUCCCAUUGAGAAGUCCAAAGUGGUGGUGCAGUUUCCCAGUGCUGAGAGGUUCAAGCCCUCCUACGUGCACAGUUUUGGCAUGUCGGAAAACUACUUCGUCUUUGUGGAGACUCCGGUGAAAAUCAACCUGCUCAAGUUCCUGAGUGCUUGGAGCAUCCGAGGCUCCAACUACAUGGACUGCUUUGAGUCCAACGAGAGCCAAGGAACUAAUUUCCACAUUGCCAAGAAAGACCCAGGGGAGUACGUUGACCUUAAGUUUAAAGGAGCAGCAAUUGGACUGUUUCACCACAUCAACACAUACGAGGACCAAGGAUUUAUUGUUGUUGACCUCUGUGCAUGGAAAGGUUUUGAAUUUGUUUACAACUACCUCUGGUUGGCCAACCUGAGAGCCAACUGGGAUGAAGUGAAGAAAGCAGCCAUGAUGGCGCCCCAGCCGGAGGUGCGCAGAUACGUCAUCCCGUUGGAUGUCCACAAGGAGGAGCAGGGGAAGAAUCUAGUGAGUCUGCCGUACACCACAGCCACAGCUACGAUGCAUGCCGACGGGAUGAUCUGGCUUGAGCCUGAGGUGCUGUUCUCUGGACCUCGCCAAGCCUUCGAGUUUCCUCAGAUUAACUACAAGGGGUACGGAGGGAAGAACUACUCAUACGCCUACGGCCUGGGUCUUAAUCAUUUCAUCCCAGACAGGAUCUGCAAGCUGAACGUGAAGACCAAGGAGACGUGGGUGUGGCAGGAACCUGAAUCUUACCCCUCAGAGCCUCUGUUUGUGCAGGCUCCUGAAGGGGUCGAUGAGGAUGACGGUGUCCUUCUGACCAUCGUGGCGGCUCCUGGUUCCCAGAGACCAGCUUAUCUCCUCAUCCUCAACGCCAAGGAUCUGUCCGAGAUCGCCAGGGCAGAAGUGGAGUGCUCCAUUCCCGUCACCUUUCAUGGGAUGUACAAGCCGUGAUAACACUCAAGCAUUAUCAACCACCUCUCAGUAUUAAAAAGAUGAUAAAUAAAGAUAAAACUAUGCCA
Messenger RNA from Nematolebias whitei (Rio pearlfish), 1714 nucleotides. RefSeq names its product retinoid isomerohydrolase RPE65 a (gene rpe65a). Gene Ontology annotation, biological process: retinal metabolic process; zeaxanthin biosynthetic process. The coding region runs from base 51 to 1646 and encodes 531 amino acids. The record is from RefSeq and is a predicted model, not a curated record. NCBI's taxonomy places the organism in Eukaryota, Metazoa, Chordata, Actinopteri, Cyprinodontiformes, Rivulidae. Gene Ontology annotation, molecular function: retinol isomerase activity; beta-carotene 15,15'-dioxygenase activity; all-trans-retinyl-ester hydrolase, 11-cis retinol forming activity. The transcript has 14 exons.